AACUGGGCGACGGUGGCCGAGAAGGGUCCAACCUCCUGAGCCUGUACCGCGCCUCCCGGCGGGGCGCGCGCGCGUGCGCAGUGUGCUGGUCUCCAUGGCGGGGCCUCGGAGCCAAGACGAGAAACCAUGCUGCCAUGAAGACGUAGGUACAGCUUUCACAUGAACACAGCUGGCACUAUUAUAAUUUCGUGCUCCAAAGGAAGACUGUCCGAGAACACAAAAGGACGUUUCUGAGGCCAAAGAAUGUAGGAACCUGAACUGGAAACCUGAGCUACUGCCUGAAGGUAUGGUAAGGCCAACAGAUGAAGAAAAGGUAGCCUGUUAUUCCCAGGUCUCAGAAGGAGUGAGGCAUGGUGCGUUACGAAGAGCCACACACCGCACCGCCAAGCUGUUAACUAACAGGAGACAAUGAAACCGAAGAUGGAGGCAGCAUGGACCAGUGUCCUUCAUUAGGAGUCAGCCAUAGUGAUGGCGGAGAGUCCCCAGGAGAAACUCGGGAACCUGAGCAUCUGACCUGUAUGGACUCUGGGGAUUCUUCCUUUGGACAGAAUGAUUCCCCUGCUAUUUUGCCCAUUCCUGCUCCUGAAACAGAUGAGUCACUCACAUCACAGGACAUGCCAGAGACACUGACCGAUGCACAGACCCUUCAUGAGGAGCAGUUUCGUCUUUUGGACCCAAAUGGGCAGCCUCUUCGAUAUGACCUUCAGUCACUGGGCGAUUCUAAUGCACAAAUGAUGAUCGCUACGAGCCCAUCAGAAAACGGACAGGUGCUUCAUGUAAUUCCAUCUACCCAGACAGGAAUGGCUCAAGUGAUCAUACCUCAGGAGCCGCUUGUGGAUGUGACUAGUCCUCAAGAUGCCUCUGAAGAGAAACCCGCUGACAGAAGCUUACCAACUGUAAGAGCAGACACUCUAGAAGCCAGCACCAAUGACUACAUUCUUCGUUCUCAAGCAUCCCUUGCAUUUCCCAAAAAGUCAGGGACCAGAAUGCUCGAAGAACCUUUGCCGGCUCCUCUUCAGCCACUGUCUUGUAACACACCGAUCUGGGCCUGCCGUCUUAGGAGUUGUGAGAAAAUUGGAGAUUCCUACCGUGGCUACUGUGUCAGUGAGACUGAACUAGAAAGCAUCCUCACUUUUCAUAAGCAGCAAACCCGGAGUGUCUGGGGCACUCGCCAGUCUCCAAGCCCAGCCAAACCUGCCACGCGCUUGAUGUGGAAGUCCCAGUAUGUGCCCUACGAUGGCAUCCCAUUUGUCAAUGCAGGUAGUCGAGCUGUAGUAAUGGAGUGUCAGUAUGGACCAAGAAGGAAAGGUUUCCAGUUAAAAAGAAUCAGUGAGCAAGAAAGCAGGUCUUGUCAUCUCUACAAAGCUACUUGUCCAGCCAGGAUUUACAUUAAAAAGGUACAGAAGUUCCCUGAAUAUAGAGUGCCUACAGACCCCCAGAUAGACAGGAAGAUCAUCAGAAUGGAGCAGGAGAAAGCCUUCACCAUGCUGAAGAAGAACAUGGUAGAUGCUGGUGGUGUCCUUCGAUGGUAUGUGCAGUUACCUACACAGCAAGCUCAUCAGUAUCAUGAACUGGAGACUCGGGGCCUCCCUCUCUCACCGGCUCCUUUUCCUGUGUCUGCUCCUGAGGAAGAGGAAACUGUAGUCAGAGAUGAGAACUGUGCGUUGCCCUCACGCCUCCACCCGCAAGUAGCGCAUAAGAUUCAGGAGCUAGUGUCACAGGGCGUGGGACACGUGUACGCAGUGAGGAAGCAGCUCAGGAAAUUUGUGGAAAGAGAACUGUUCAAACCUGAUGAGUUACCUGAAAGACAUAAUUUAUCAUUUUUUCCAACUGUAAAUGAUAUAAAAAAUCAUAUCCACGAGGUACAGAAAUCAUUGAGGACUGGAGAUGUGGUAUAUAACUCAGAGGUGAUUCCAGCAACGCUUCAGUGGACCACAGAUAGUGGGAAUAUUCUCAGAGAGACUGUAACAGUUACAUUUGCAGAAGGACACUCACUAGGAGAACCAGUUGCCAGCAGCGUGGGGGCGCGUCGGACACAGACUUCUCUGUCUCCAGAGCCGUGUCACCUGCUCUCCCCACUCUCUUCAUUUCAGCCCAAAAUCUUCUCACACUUACAGGGUUUGAAGUUACAGCCAAGACUUUCCUCUCCUGAUGGAUCACAAGCUCUGGUGUCAGGAACUAGCCAUCCCUCCUCCAGUCCUUCAGGACUUCUGGAUACAGUAGGAAAUGCUGUAGUGAGUAAUCAUUCUCUGCUGCUUGGUCAAAGUCAGAGCCUUCGAACAGAUACAUGCCUAACGCGAAACAAUAGCGCUGCCUCUACCAUGGGGAAUCUCCCGGAAUCAGUUCAAAAUCUCGGAAUGGAUCAGCUGGUGGAAGCUGAAGAUGUUGAGGAUACGGGGAAUCUGGAAGGAAGUGUAAAUAGGAUUCUGUUGGGAGAUGUGCAAACUGUUCCAAUACCAAUCAUAGACAGCCAUCCAGCUCUUAUUGAAGAAAGUCUAGAAGAUACUCUGUCUGUGAACCAAGUUAAACAAGAACCCAAAGAACCAACACUGUCUAUGGGAGGAAAAACUUUUCUGGACUGUAAAAAAUUAUCUGCUACAUAAAAUGUUUAAAGCUUUUCAGAGUUGACAGCUCUGGCACCUUCUGAUGUCUUAGAAGGGGGAGAUUGCCAGGGCAUGGCAUGUCAGUCACUGGACCAGAACUGAAUGAUGCAGCUUUGACUUAAAACUUGAAUAUUUGUUGUCAAUUCCAUAUUUGUAUUCCCCUUAAGAAAUAUUUUACUUCAUUUUGUAUUCCUUUAUUUUUUUAUUAUCCAGUUAGACAUGUGUUUGAAAAGAUCACAGUAAUUUAGCGUGAACACAAAUGGUUAGCUCAUCCCUGGAAACACCGAGUAUUGCUUCUUACAAGACAACCAAGUCCAACAAUAAAAGCAGUGUGAGUGCAUGUGGAGGUGUGUCAGAAAAUUUAGAAUUGUGAGGAGAGUUUGAAUUAGCCAACAGGUGAGAGAACAUUUGUCAUCUGUCUUAUUUGGAAAGAUAGAGCAAUAGAUUUAUAUGGUAACACUGAGCUGCCGAUCACAUCCCUAUAGAUUUGCAUAGUAUCACAGAGCCACCAAUCACAUCCCUGUAGAUUUGCAUAGUAUCACAGAGCCGCCAAUCACAUCCCUGUAGAUUUGCAUAGUAUCACAGAGCCACCAAUCACAUCCCUGUAGAUUUGCAUAGUAUCACAGAGCCGCCAUUCACAUCCCUGUAGAUUUGCAUAGUAUCACAGAUCUGCCAGUCACAUCCUUACAGAUUUACAUAGUAACACAGAGCCACCAAUCACAUCCCUGUAGAUUUACAUAGCAGCACAGAUCUGCCAGUCACAUCCUUAUAGAUUUUCAUAGUAACACAGAGCCACCAAUCACAUCCCUGUAGAUUUGCAUAGCAGCACAGAUCUGCCAGUCACAUCCCUAGAUACUGCAUUUGCAGUUUAUCCCCCAGGCUUUAUACCUUUAACUAUAAAUGAAUGUUACUAAUGGUCAUCUGUCAGAAAUUUAAUGACUUGGUAAGUAUUGAAAAGUUUAAAUUUAAUUAAUCAGAUAAAUAACAAAUAAAUGUAUUUUAUAUGGGAUUAGAGGUAAAUACCUACUUAGGAAUAGAAAGAUGAAUAAUUCAGAGAAUGGGGGGAAAUGUUAUAAUCCCUACUGCUUGCAAAAUUUUUGGCUUUUUUUUUUUAAAGAUUGAAUUUUUGGAUAGAAAAUAAUUUAAAUAAUAUUUACAUUUUUCUAUACUAGAGUUCGUACUGAAUUGAUAGUAUUACAAUUUAUAUAUUUAGUUCAUAUUUGAAACUUGAAAAUGUCUGAUCUGAUAAGCUCAUUAAAUAAGUAUAUUUAUACCUAGUACUAAAUAGCCAGUAAUCAAUAUGUUUAUUGUAAGAUUUUUUUUAAUGAAAUAUUGAGUAGCUAGAAAUUUCAAAUGUAAUUGUUAUGAAAUUAACCUAGCUAAAUGUAGUGGUGCACACCUGUAAUCCCAGCACUCGGGAGGUGGGGGUAAUAGGAUUGUAAAUUCCAGUCUAGCCUGGACUACACAGCAAGUCCUUACUAAGAAAGACAGAAGGAAUCACCUGGAAAAGUUUUUUUCUGGAGACUCAUUUAAGAGUGCAUUUGAAUUUUAAUUUUUUAAAAAACAAGAAUUUCAAGUGGAUAUUAAAGGUUAAUACUCAAAGCAUGAACAAUAUAAUAUGAAAUUUGACCUCAAUACUUUACAUGGAUAUCCAUCACUUUUGACUUUUCUAAGUCUGAUCUCCCAUUCUUAUUCACUUUGUUUUAGCUACAUGACCUGUAUCUAAGUAUAAAACACUGUUACUUUAGAAGUAGGUGAAACUCUACAUUAUCUUUACAUCUAUAUCCUAGUCAACGUAAAGUUUAUUCUUUAUCUUAUUUAAUGCAAAUUUCAUAUCUAAUAUAUAUAUAUAUAAUGGUUAGUAAGAACUGCUUUUUCUUUUCUAAGAACAAGAUAUCUAGUGCCAGUUUUUAUGGAAGCAGGCUGCUGAAUCUGACUGAGUAUGUUACACUAAGUUCACCACAACUCCUAAAUCACUUCAGAACCUGAGUUCCCUUAAUCUGUGUGUACUUAAGAGGAAUGAGAUCAGAUUAGUAUAUAUUUAGAACUGUAUUAUAGGUAAUGCUCUUUUGUGAUCCUUGUUAUAGAAACUAUUUUUCAAGUACUAAUAAGUUUUCAUCUUCCGCUGGGCGGUGGUGGUGCACGCCUUUAAUCCCAGCACUCGGGAGGCAGAGGCAGGAGGAUCUCUGUGAGUUCGAGGCCAGCCUGGUCUACAAAGUGAGUUCCAGAAAAGGCACAAAACUACAGAGAAACCCUGUCUCGAAAAAACCAAAAAAAAAAAAAAAAAAAAAAAGUUUUCACCUUCCAAUAAUGAUUAAGGUUUAUUAUUAAAUAUUUCAUUCAUUGAGCUAUAUUCUUUGGGAGACAUUCCUUUUUGAUGUUGAAUUGCUAAGGAGAAAUGCUUGUUAAGAAAGAAACUAGCCAGUUUCCUGUGAGGAUGAGUAAUAACAGAGGAUUCAGUGCUAAUGUUUCAUCAGGAAAAAACAGUUAAAAUAUAUUUCUGAGCCGGGCAGUGGUGGCUCAAGUCUUUAAUCCCAGCACGUUGAGACAGAGGCAGGUGAAUCUCUGUGAGUUCAAGGCCAGCCUGCUCUACAUAGUGAGUUCCAAUGACAGCCAGGGCUACACAGAGAAACCCUGUCUUGAAAACAACAAUAACAAAUACACACACACACACACACACACACACACACACACACACACACACACACACACACAUAUUUCUGUCACUUCAUUCUAUUAAUGGUGCACACCUCUAAUCCCAGUGGAUCUCUGUGAGUUUGAGGCCAGCCUAGUCUACAUAGCAAGUUCCAGGACAGCUGGAGCUACAAAGUGAGACCCUGUCUUGGAAAAAAAAAAGAAAGAAAGAAAAUAAAUAGUUCCGUCAGCCGGGCGGUGGUGGCGCAUGCCUUUAAUCCCAGCACUUGGGAGGCAGAGCCAGGCAGAUCUCUGUGAGUUUGAGGCCAGCCUGGUCUACAGAGCGAGAUCCAGAACAAGCACCAAAACUACACAGAGAAACCCUGUCUCAAAAAACAAAAACAAAAAAAUAGUUCUGUCACUUCAUUCUGUGUGACUGGGUCUUCUGUUAAUAUUUUUAUCAUGAGGACAGUAAGUUACAUAUAUUCUUCCCACAAACAAAUACAAAACAGAAAACUGAACACUUAAAUUACCUAAUUGUAUGUUCUUGUUUUUAGGUAGAAACUGAAACUAUUAAUAUUUUUGUGUAUUUAAAUGAGUAAUAAUUAAAAAUGGUGUCUAAAAUGAAUUUAAAAAUUCAUUUGUCUUCUCAAUGCAUAUGCUGUCACACAUCUCAGUGCUGGCUAAAGGUGCUUGACAUCGGUUUUUGAAAACUGUGUUUACAUAUUGAAAUGUUUAAUUCUUUCUAAAUGUAUUAGAUCUUAAAAACAAGGGUAUAAAAAUUCAGGAUCUGUAUUUGGCUUUCUCUUAACAACUCCACAGCAAAAUUUGACAAACAUUCUUUAGUUCAUGUAUUACAGGAUGUAGUAUCUGCAGUAGUAGGCUGGACAUUUAAAAUAAGUGGUUAGAAAUUCAUAAUCACAGGUUGGUUCAUUUCUUUGUAGUUUCCAUGUUCCAACCCUGCAAGUAAACGUUGUAUAUACAGCAGUAAAUUAUAAACAACCAUAACAGACUUCCAUCAGUAGUCAUUUUCUACAUAAGCAGCUCGUGUACUUAAAAAGCUUUAACAUCUUAUGCAAAGUGAAUGUUUCCUAACCACACAGAAGUGAGGAAACACAAGCUUUGGGGUCUGCUCCUGCAUUGAAGGUUUUAAUUCUGAGGCCCACCAGCAUGUGCCUCAACUUCUUCAGGUCCUGUCAGACUGUACUUAAUCAUGUGGGUGUGAGACCAUGCUUACUUUAUACCAGGUUUGUGAAGAAAUUUUAAACUGUAUGUAGAUAUUAGAACUUAAUGUACAGUGUUCUUGUUAUAAUGUAAUUUUUUCAUUAAAGAAUUCUGUUUUUUCUUA
This is a messenger RNA of Peromyscus californicus insignis, 6585 nucleotides long. RefSeq names its product calcium responsive transcription factor (gene Carf). Gene Ontology annotation, cellular component: nucleus. Lineage: Eukaryota; Metazoa; Chordata; Mammalia; Rodentia; Cricetidae. The transcript has 17 exons. Gene Ontology annotation, biological process: regulation of transcription by RNA polymerase II. The coding region runs from base 432 to 2603 and encodes 723 amino acids. The record is from RefSeq and is a predicted model, not a curated record. Gene Ontology annotation, molecular function: RNA polymerase II cis-regulatory region sequence-specific DNA binding; DNA-binding transcription factor activity, RNA polymerase II-specific.